UUUGCUUUCGAAAAGCAUCAGCAGAGGGCACAGAAGCUUAGCUGAGCUGUCAGAGACUUCGCGCUUUCACAACCACAAAUAAGCCGCCACAAUGAAAGUCUCCGCGCCCUACACUACCAGCGCCGUGUUGAUGAUAGCCACCCUCGCAUUGCUGUUUGUGUCAGUUUUCGCUGCCCCUAUGGAAUCAGAGGAAGAGCAAUCAGAAAAUUCUUUGGUCCGUGCGGAUAACGACGGAGGCCUGUCAGCCCCCUGGGACGCCAUCGACGCCGCGGCACUACGCAAGCUCCUCAUGCAACUCGACGCUGAAGACAGGAUGAGCCGCGUGAGCCGCUCGUGGCCACAGGCGGAGCCGCGCGGCUGGGGCCUGCGGACGCUGGACGGGCGGCUGGCGCGCCCCUGGCGGGCCGACAAGCGCCAGGUGCGCUUCCGCCAGUGCUACUUCAACCCCAUCUCGUGCUUCCGCAAGUGAACGCCUCGACGACCCCAGCUCACUCCACAAUAGCGGAUUGUUUUCGUUCAGCUAGUCAGGACUGCAAUUGAUUCCUCAACCUUGUUCUUCAAUAAACUUAGUGCUUGGUUAUUUUCUACUUAUUGAAACUAGCAAUAAUCAUGCGACAGUUCAACAAUUUCAAUUCGCAACACAAAGAUCUCUUAUUUUAUAAUCGGUAAUUAAGUUUCUUAUACCAAUAUGUGUAUUAAUUGUGUAAAUAAAUUGACUUAAAACUCUACCCAAGAAAUUUUCUCUACUCAACCUCAUGAAAGACUUCUCUCGCUUAACAAUUAAAGUAUUUGUGUAGGGUUUAAAUUAUGAUAAUAAGUAAUAUUACUCAANAAUAGUAAGUAAUCUUACUCUACGACACGUACAUAUUUGUAUAGACCUAAUUAGACUCACGGUUAGUUAUUAUAGAGUUUCACGCUAUACUUUCACUUAUAUUCAAUACAAUUUUCCAGUUCAAGAAGUUCAUUUUUGUUACACGAAUUAACUAUUUAACUGCCUUAUAAGUAUUUUUAAUUUUAAUAUCAGUUUCUGUAAGUACUAAAAGAAAAGAAAAUAUUUUAUUAAUCUAAUGUUAUGUAUAACUAGCACACAUCCUAGAAAAUGUAGUAAAAUAUAUUAUAAUAAACGUCGUAAAGUAUUAUCAUACCAUAAUACCUAAAAAAUAGAUGAUGAUAUGGAUUGUCAUUAUAGAUAAGCGUU
This is a messenger RNA of Ostrinia furnacalis (Asian corn borer), 1198 nucleotides long. It is a transcript of the gene AST-C, whose product is annotated as allatostatin C. The transcript has 4 exons. The record is from RefSeq and is a predicted model, not a curated record. NCBI's taxonomy places the organism in Eukaryota, Metazoa, Arthropoda, Insecta, Lepidoptera, Crambidae. The coding region runs from base 92 to 469 and encodes 125 amino acids.